GGAUCCCUAUUAGUAACCCAAUCUUUUCUUAGAAAAUAUAUUCUAUUACCUUCAUUGAUAAUAGCUAAAAAUAUAGCCCGUAUCUUAUUAUUUCAAUUUCCCGAGUGGUCCAAGGACUUAAAAGAUUGGAAUAGAGAAAUGCAUGUUAAAUGCACCUAUAAUGGUGUUCAAUUAUCAGAAACAGAAUUUCCAAAAAAUUGGCUGACAGACGGUAUUCAAAUAAAGAUCCUAUUUCCUUUUUGCCUUAAACCUUGGCACAGAUCUAAGGUGACACCCCCCCAGAAAGAUCCGCUGAGAAAUAAAGGACAAAAAAACGAUUUUUGUUUUUUAACAGUUUGGGGAAUGGAAACUGAACUUCCUUUUGGUUCUCCCAUAAAACAACGUUCAUUUUUUGAACCCAUUUUUAAAGAACUCAGAAAAAAAAUUAGAAAAUUGCAAAAGAAUUCUUUUUUAGUUAUACAGGUUUUAAAAGAAAAAAUAAAUUUUUUUUUUAACCUUUCAAAAGAAAGAAAAAAAUGGGUCAUGAAAAACAUUCUAUUUUUAAAAGUAAUAAUAAAAGAACUUUCCAAAAGAAACCCAAUUCCAUUAUUUGGAUUAAGAGAAAUAUAUAAAUUGAGUGAAACUAAAAAAGAAAAAGAUGGGAUAAUCGGUAAUGGGAUGAUUAAUGAAUCGUCCAUUCAAAUUCGAUUUAUGGAUUUGACAGAUUAUUCAUUGACAGAAAAAAAAAUGAAAGAUCUGGCUGAUAGAACCAGCACAAUCAGGAAUCAAAUAGAAAAAAUUAAAAAAGAUAAGAAGAAAGGAUUUUUAACUCCGGAAAUAAAUAGAAAUAUUAGUUCUAAUAAAAGAAGUUACCCUACUAAACUAUUAACAUCAAUAAAAAAUAUUUUGCAGAAAUUAAAAAGAAGAAAUGUUCGAUUAAUCCGUCAAUCAUAUUCUUUUUUCAAAUUUUUAGUUGAAAGGAUAUACAUAGAUAUACUUCUCCGUAUCAUUAAUAUUCCGAGGAUCACUACACAACUUUUUUUUGAUAAUUCAAAAAAAAUGAUCGAUAAAUACAUUUACAAUAAUGAAAAAAAUAAAGAAAAUAUUUUUAAAACAAAUAAAAAUAAAAUUCGUUUUAUUUGGACUAUAAAAAAAUCAAUUUCGGAUAUUAGUAAUCCAAAUUCAAAGAUUUUCUUAUACUCCUUCUCACAAGCAUAUGUAUUUUACCAAUUAUAUCAAACGCAAAUUCGUAACUUGUAUAAGUUAAGAUAUAUCCUUCAAUAUCACGGAACAUCUCAUUUUCUUAAAAAUGAAAUAAAGGAUUAUUUUGAAACACAAGGAAUUUUUCAUUCUGAAUUAAAACAUCAAAAUAUUUUGAAUUCGGGAAUGAUUCAAUGGAAAAACUGGUUAAGGGGUCAUUAUCAAUAUGAUUUAUCUACGAUUAGAUGGUAUCGAUUAGUACCACACAAAUGGCGAAAUAGAUUCAAUCAAACACGUAUAGUGCAAAAUAAAGAUUUAACCAAAAGGCAUUCCGAUGAAUUUGAAUCAAAUUCAUUACCAAAUUCAAAAUAUAACUUUCAAAAAUACUAUAGAUAUGACCUUUUCUCAUAUAAAUCGAUUAAUUACAACAAGAUAUAUAAAAAAGGUAAAUUAGUUGAUAUGCUAGGAGGUAUUAUCUCUAUUAAUUUAGAAGAUGAUGAUAUUAUGAAUCUGGAUAAAUUUACAUAUAGAAAAUAUUUUGAUUGGAGAAUUUUCGAUUUUUGUCUUAGAAAUAAAGUCGAUAUUGAGUCCUGGAUUGAUAUCGAUCCCAAUGGUAAUAAAAAUACUAAGACUGGGGUUAAUAAUUAUCAAAUAAUUGAUAAAAUAAUUAAUAAAAUGGAUCAAAAAGGUCUUUUUUAUCUUAAAAUUUCCCAAAAUGGAGGAAUUACGGCAUCCAACAAAAAAAAAGACCUUUUUGAUUGGAUGGGAAUGAAUGAAGAAAUACUAAGUCGUCCCAUAUCGAAUCUGAAACUUUGGUUCUUUCCAGAAUUUGUGCUGCUUUAUAAUACAUAUAUUAUGAAACCCUGGAUCAUACCAAUCCAAUUACUUCUUUUAAAUUUUAAUGAAAAUGUUACUGAAAAUAAAAACAUCACUCGAAAGAACAAAAGGGAUCUUUUUAUAUUUUCGAAUGAAAAAAAAUCGAUUGAAUUAGAGAAUAGAAAUCAAGAAGAAAAAGAAUCUGCAAGUCGAGAUAAUCUUGAAUCAGAUGCACAAAAUCAAGCGAAUCUUGGAUCACUUCUCUCAAACCAAGAAAAAGAUAUUGAAGAAGAUUAUGCAAGUUCAGAUAUGAAAAAACGUAGAAAGAAAAAGCAAUAUAAGAGCAACACGGAAGCAGAGCUUGAUUUUUUCCUAAAAAGGUAUUUACGUUUUCAAUUGAGAUGGGAUGAUUCUUUAAAUCAAAGAAUGAUCAAUAAUAUCAAAGUAUAUUGUCUCCUACUUAGACUGAUAAAUCCAAGAGAAAUUGCUAUAUCCUCUAUUCAAAGGGGAGAAAUGAGUUUAGAUAUUCUGAUGAUUCAAAAGGAUUUAACUCUUAUAGAAUUAAUGAAAAAGGGUAUAUUAAUUAUCGAACCAGUUCGUUUGUCUAUCAAAAAUGACGGACAAUUUAUUAUAUAUCAAAGUCUAAAUAUUUCAUUGGUUAAUAAGAGUAAGCCCAAAAUUAAUCAAAGAUACCGAAAAAAAAGCUAUGUUGCUAAGAUUAAUUUGGAUAAAUCCAUUGCAAGACAUCAAAGAAUGGCUGAAAAUAGAUACAAAAAUCAUUAUGAUUUGUUGUUUGUUCCCGAAAAAGUUUUAUCCGCUAAAGGACGUAGAGAACUAAGAAUUCUAAUUUGUUUCAAUUCGAGGAAGAGAAAUGGUAUUCAUAAAAAUCCAGUAUUUUGCAACAACGUAAAAAAGGGUGGUGAAUUUUUGGAUAAAAGCAAACAUUUUGAUAAAAAGAAACUAAUUAAAUUAAAGUUCUUUCUUUGUCCUAAUUAUCGAUUAGAAGAUUUAUCUUGUAUGAAUCGAUAUUGGUUUGAUACCAAUAAUGGGAGUCGCUUCACUAUGAUAAGGAUACAUAUGUAUCCACGAUUGCAAAUUUGUUAAUUAUGCGUCUUUCAUAUAUAUUCUGUACCAUAUAUGUAUGGUAUAUGAAACAAAAACUUGCACCCCGUGUAUUGUCUUCCCUUCUAGUCUGAUACAUGAAUACUAAUUCAAUGCAUGUAUCAAUAUCCAAUAGAUCUAUAAAUUAUUACCGGAAUCUUCUUAUUUUUUAUUAUUAGAUUAGACCCAAAAAUUUUUCUCUUUUCUAAAUGUAGAAACAUAUCAUCCUUUCCUAUACGAAUUUUCAUAUUCGUAUUCCUAUAAGAAUAAAAUUUAAAAUCAAAUUGGAUUGAUUAAUUUUAUUUGAUAAAAUUGGGAGUUCAUAAAGAAAUUAAGAUUAUUGUGUAUACCAAAUUAAAAUGACUAGCAUUAUUCUUACUGAUCAGUAAAAUCCAUUAAAAAAAAGAGGAUAGAAAAUCCGUUUUAUGGUAAAAAAUUCAUUCAUUUCAGUUUUUUCACAAGAAGAAAAAGAAGAAAACAGGGGGUCCGUUGAAUUUCAAGUAUUUCGUUUCACCAAUAAGAUACGAAGACUUACUUCCCAUUUGGAAUUGCACAGAAAAGAUUAUUUAUCUCAGAGAGGUCUACGUAAAAUCCUGGGAAAACGCCAACGACUGCUGUCUUAUUUGUCAAAGAAAAAUAGAAUACGUUAUAAAGAAUUAAUUAGUCGGCUGGAUAUUCGGGAAUUAAAAACUCGUUAAUUGAAAAAGGAAUUUGAAUUAUUUGAUUUUUUUUAUUAGAUCUUGAAUUUUAAUGAACUUCUUUUCAUUUUCAGCAAUUCAUGAAAGAAUGAAUCGAGGAAUAACCUAUGAAUGUAACAACUACAAGAAAAGACCUCAUGAUAGUCAAUAUGGGACCUCACCACCCAUCAAUGCAUGGUGUUCUUCGGCUCAUCCUUACUCUAGAUGGUGAAGAUGUUAUUGAUUGUGAACCAAUAUUGGGUUAUUUACACCGAGGAAUGGAAAAAAUUGCGGAAAAUCGAA
Rhodamnia argentea is the source of this 4076-nucleotide messenger RNA. RefSeq names its product protein TIC 214-like. Lineage: Eukaryota; Viridiplantae; Streptophyta; Magnoliopsida; Myrtales; Myrtaceae. The coding region runs from base 139 to 3099 and encodes 986 amino acids. The transcript has 2 exons. The record is from RefSeq and is a predicted model, not a curated record. Gene Ontology annotation, cellular component: membrane.